This is a messenger RNA of Gadus chalcogrammus (walleye pollock), 1249 nucleotides long. RefSeq names its product zinc finger, matrin-type 2 (gene zmat2). Gene Ontology annotation, cellular component: spliceosomal complex; U4/U6 x U5 tri-snRNP complex. The transcript has 6 exons. The coding region runs from base 51 to 659 and encodes 202 amino acids. Lineage: Eukaryota; Metazoa; Chordata; Actinopteri; Gadiformes; Gadidae. The record is from RefSeq and is a predicted model, not a curated record. Gene Ontology annotation, biological process: mRNA splicing, via spliceosome. Gene Ontology annotation, molecular function: nucleic acid binding; zinc ion binding.
UCAAAAUAAAUCAUUUUGCGACAGUCGUAUUUUGUCAUAAGGUAAACAAGAUGGCGUCUGGUAGCGGUUCCAACAACAAUAGUAAGAAUGACUUCCGCCGGAAGUGGGACAAAGAUGAGUACGAACAGAUGGCCCAGAGGCGGCUUGACGAAGAGCGAGAUAAGAAAGAUGGGAAACUGGUGCCCCCAGUCAAGCGGGAACUCCUGCGCCACCGAGACUACAAGGUGGACCUGGAGUCCAAGCUGGGGAAGACCAUCGUCAUCACCAAGACCACGCCACAGGCGGAGAUGGGAGGGUACUACUGUAAUGUGUGUGACUGCGUGGUGAAGGACUCAAUCAACUUCCUCGACCACAUCAACGGAAAGAAGCACCAGAGGAACCUGGGCAUGUCCAUGCGGGUGGAGCGCUCCUCCCUGGACCAAGUGAAGAAGCGCUUUGAGGCCAACAAGAAGAAGAUGGAGGAGAAGCAGAAGGAGUACGACUUUGAGGAGCGCAUGAAGGAGCUUCGAGAGGAGGAGGAGAAAGCCAAGGCCUACAAGAAGGAGAAGAUGAGGGAGAGGAAGAGGAGGGCCGACGACGACGUGGACUUUGAGGAGGACGACGAGAUGGCGGCUGUCAUGGGCUUCUCCGGGUUCGGUGCCGCUAAGAAGGCGCACUGAUUCAGCCCCCCCUAAAGACUUCCCCACUGGGUUCCCCAAUGGGACCAGUGGCUUCGCGUCUUUUGGUUUCUGUCUACCGCUCACUGUGGCUGGUGUGGGCCCCCGUGUUCUGCAGCCAGUGUUUUAUCUGUAUGUGAAGCAUGAUUACCGGUUGCUUUCCAAAAUGUCUGGUAGGUUCUUGUAUGUGGAUGGCUGUGAGGAACGUUUAUUAGCGAAGUACCAAAUGUCUAGGUUUAUUCGAACAUGAUCGAGUUGUUUUUUGUUUUGUUCUUAUGGAUAGGAUCAGCUAUCUUGUGCGGUCCAAGGUCGGUGUGUAAGUUAAUUUGAUGGCGAGGCUCUUGUCUGACGCUGGCUCAAUGCCCACAUCAGUUUCAUCAUGACAGAUGUUGACCUUUGACCUCGGAGAGACCCCGUCGCCCUUUUUGUAGUUAAUUUGUCCAUCGCACGUCCACUCGUCACUCAUUGUAGUGACUUCUAUGUACACCGAUCUGCAUUUAAACUCGAGGGGCUGAUGUCAAAGCGUCCCUCUCGGCUUGUUCGCCUGCAGGCUGUCUGAGGGGGCGGGGCCUGUGCUGCCGCCCUUGCACGCG